This is a messenger RNA of Plodia interpunctella (Indianmeal moth), 1259 nucleotides long. RefSeq lists its product as uncharacterized. Lineage: Eukaryota; Metazoa; Arthropoda; Insecta; Lepidoptera; Pyralidae. Bases 148 to 1191 code for a protein of 347 amino acids. The record is from RefSeq and is a predicted model, not a curated record. The transcript is spliced from 4 exons.
AUUUCAUAGUUUUGAGUCGCGUCGCAUCGCAAUAUGCAUACCACUUUGUCUCAAAAGACAAGUAUUAAUUUUACUAUACGACUUUAAAAUCAUGAAUCUACUUGUACUGUGCGGUAAUGUCAACUUUAUCAACGAUUGAUUUUGUAAAUGAUCCCUUUCUCAAGAAAAUUGACGGAUCGUAAUGACAGCGCGCGGCCGCAGCAGUCGAAAAUCUCUGAGAACCACCGAAAAUGGCUCUGCUACAUCAUAGCAUUGUCAGCCGGCCCACUUUGGAAUCCAGUCAAAAGUGUCACAGUCAAAAACCCACCUAGCAACCCCUCCACAGUCCAAGCUCAGGCCAAAUUCUUCCAGGAUUUUUUCUCAGUACAGUUGAGUCCGUACAACAUAGAAUUUGGGCACGUUUGCGAGGAUCCUCACAAUUGGGAGCAGCGAUAUGAGAAGAAAGACUUUAAGAACCACAGGGAUAUGGGAAAAGUGCGAUGGGGAGACAAAAAAGGUGGUUAUGGUGAACAUUAUUGGGACUUAAACCACGCUGGCAACUCUGGAAAUCACGGCGAUGAUGGAUACAAUAGCGAUUCCGAUGACGGUUCAUACCAUCCCAGAGAAAGCCCUAAUGACCACUAUGACGAUGGACCCAGCGAUCAUUCUUCAUAUAGCAACGAUGAUUAUGAUCCAGAAAAAUCCAGUUACGAAGAAAAUGGACGAGCUAAACGCGCUCACCCUCGAGCUCGACUCGAGAGGAAAUCUCAGAAAGAGAAAGAAAACGAAGAAUCAGACCAAAGACGUAAUUUAAGGAAACAAAAUGGUAAGAAAGCUGAACAGUUAGAAGCGGCCCCGUCACAUAAAGUUGAAGAUUAUUCAGAUGAGGAAGAACCAGAGAUUUACAAAAAGGUUCCAAAGAAGCGUCAGCAAUAUAGGCAGAAAGAGGAUUAUCAACCGCAAGAGGAUAAAAAUCAAGUCGUUUUAGUAGUGAAAGAGAAAGAUGAUGUUUCUGAACCAAAGCAAUAUGCGGAACCGCAGCCUGAGGUAAAUCAUUACGUGAACUAUGAGGGUGGUGCGGGAGUGAGACAGCAUCAACAGCCCGAGGCCUCUGCAUCUGCUCCGAGAUUGUUUUUGGAGCAUUCGACGGGACGAGUUGUGGAUAGAUCAACGGGACAAGCGUAUAUCUUACAGCCGAUCCUAAACUAUUAAAUUAGAAUAGUUAUUAUUGAUAGUUGUUAUUUAUUUUAAUUAAAGGACUGUUAUUAUUAUACAUACUA